Callorhinchus milii (elephant shark) is the source of this 878-nucleotide messenger RNA. RefSeq names its product cellular retinoic acid binding protein 1a (gene crabp1a). The transcript has 4 exons. Gene Ontology annotation, molecular function: fatty acid binding. Gene Ontology annotation, biological process: fatty acid transport. The coding region runs from base 158 to 571 and encodes 137 amino acids. NCBI's taxonomy places the organism in Eukaryota, Metazoa, Chordata, Chondrichthyes, Chimaeriformes, Callorhinchidae. The record is from RefSeq and is a predicted model, not a curated record. Gene Ontology annotation, cellular component: cytosol; nucleus.
CUCAUAGCUGAGACCUUUCAUGUCAUGAGUGGCACAAAUAGAAAGAGCGAGAGAUCAGCUGGAAGCUGUGUCUGAGAGGAGCCAGUGAUCAGGAACUGCUUCACUCUACACCUACAAGCACAGUAUCUAGGAUUUACGACAGCAGCAGCCAUACAAGAUGCCCAACUUUGCUGGCACUUGGAAAAUGAAGAGCAGUGAGAAUUUCGAUGAGAUGUUGAAAGUAUUAGGCGUGAAUGCUAUGCUGAGGACAGUGGCUGUGGCUGCUGCAUCCAAACCUUUGGUGGAGAUCAAGCAGGAUGGAGACCAGUUUUACAUCAAAACUUCAACCACAGUCAGAACAACUGAAAUCAAUUUUAAAGUCGGAGAGGAGUUUCAAGAAGAAACAGUGGAUGGGAGAAAAUGCAAGAGUUUGCCCAGCUGGGAAAGUGAGAACAAGAUCUACUGCAAGCAAACUCUUCUUAACGGAGAUGGACCCAAAACACAUUGGACACGAGAGUUAGUGAACAGUCAAUUGAUCCUGACUCUGGUUGCUGAUGAUGUUGUCUGCACUCGAGUGUACGUCAAGGAGUGAGAACACCGACUUGCCAUUUUAAUUAAGGGAAUUUGGUUUAAAAAAAUGGAUUAGCUCCCGAUUCGUAUCUUCACCACAGUAUGUGAUGGUGUAUCAGUGUGACCAACACCUAACAGCCACAUUCCAAGUUUACGUUUUAGCAUUUCUUUGGAUGUAGAUUGAUCUCUUUGAUGUCUGUAAUAGUGUAGAUGUAGAUCAUCAAAGAUUUUUUUAAUGUGUAAUACUUUCAAUUGAAUUGUACACUGUACUUUGUACCUGUAGAAUCACCAAGCCUGUAACUGUACCUAAGAAUUUCUUAGUUAUUAAA